AUGUACCAGUUGCUCGGCCAGAAGCCAGAGCUGAUUCGAUGUAUCCUACCUGAGUGGCGGAUUCACGGUUCGAGCCUAUUUGAGCCGAAAUCUUUCGAGAGCUUGUGGGAAAUCUUUCAAACGAUGAUAAAUGAAACCAAUACGACCGUCUACUGUGUACUAGAUGGGAUCGAUGAACUGGAGUCAGAGUCUUUGAAGUGUCUGCUUUCGAAACUGGAGCGGCUUGAGGACACCGCGCCUCCAAAGCUAAAGCUAAUGGUUUUCAGCAGAGACUUUCCGCCGCGCAUCAAUGCCUCCUUGUCGGCUUAUCCCAAGAUCCAGCUAUAUUCGGAGUCCGGCAUGGAUUUGAAUUUCAGCAAACAAAUUGAGAACGAUGUUAAAACAUUGAUCAGGACUGAAGUUGACAAGUUGUCUCGAAUCAAGCACUACCCGGAGCAAUUGAAAACACAUGUCUUUAAAACUUUACAACGCCGCGCACAGGACACAUUCCUCUGGGUAGGCCUUGCUGUCGGCUUCCUGCGCGAGGUAGACCUUUCCGCCACUGAAGCAGCCCUCAAUGAUCUACUGCCCGGACUUGACGCCCUCUACCGUCGUAUACUGUUCUCAAUUAGCAAGGAGAACUUAGCUCUUAUUGGAACCAUGCUCAUUCGGGUCGCAUUUGCCCGAACACCUCUGUCGCUUGCUCAGCUGGCUUUUGCUCUCGAGCUGGGCCCAACCCCGAAUUUGGAGCUGGAGGUGGUGACAGAAGCCAAGGUUAAGUUGUCCCAAGGCCUCCUUUUGAUCAACAAGGGCUUUGUUGCGCUCGUGCAUCUCUCCCUGAAAGACUACCUCUUGCGGAAUGAUCUUGGGUCCGAAGACGGCUUGAGGCCAUUCCGAAUCGAUGCAGAUGAAGGAAACUGCAACAUUACCAAAAGGUGUAUUGAAGUCAUGAACGGGGAUAAUUUUGACGACGAAUUAUUUAUCGAAAUCGGAGACCGAGGUGUCCCUACCACAGAUGACACAGAUGACGAAGGUAACAUUUAUGAGUCGGUUCCUCAUGAAUCCGAAGGAGAAGAUAUCCCUGCCACAGACAACGAAAAUGACAUAUACGAGCCAGUUCCUGAUAAGCCUGCCAAAUACCUUUUUGAAAGAGUUAUUAAAAGGCGAUUUACUGGAACCCGCCGUGGUGCAGACUUCGUCGCAGCAACAGCUCUUGGUCUCUCCAGUCUGGCCAAGGAGCUUCUACCAGAGUCACAUUCUGAAGAAGAUCGCAAGAAGAAUUCGGAUUGUCUUACUUUGGGUCUAUGGGCUGCUGUUGAUGCAGGAAACACAGCCACUUUGCAGCUUUUAAUAGAUCUUGGGCAAGACGUCAAUGCCCGAGAUUGCUAUCAGAACACACUCUUGCACACAGCUGUCUAUGACGGCCAAAAAGAAAUAGUGGCAGUUUUAGUGGCAAAUCACGCAGAUAUAGAGGCGAAGGAUUCAUAUGGCAGCUGA
Molecule: messenger RNA, 1476 nt
Organism: Cladophialophora bantiana CBS 173.52
Lineage: Eukaryota; Fungi; Ascomycota; Eurotiomycetes; Chaetothyriales; Herpotrichiellaceae
Exons: 2
Coding region: 1-1476 (491 amino acids)
Molecular function (GO): protein binding
Source: RefSeq, a predicted model, not a curated record